AUGAUCUUUUGGAGUAACUUGGUGAAGUUCAUGGAAUCGAAGUGUUGGUCAGACAGAACAGAGUGGCAACUGGUCAGUACACAGAUGCCACCAAUGAUAGCAGCUGAAGAAGACAUUGAGAACCUCGGAUAUAUGGAUGAAAACUUAUUUGAUGAAGUGGACAGGGAACCAUUAAUGGAGUACAUCGACAUGGAUUCAAGCUCAGAAGACAAACAAAGUGAAGGCACAGUGAAAGAGGCUGAGCAUAAACUAGUCGCUGAGACCCAGAUUGAUGAUGAACUUUUCAGACUCAUGGCAACAUGUCCAGAACAGAGUAAAAAUCUGGACCCAACAGUCAGUGAAGCAUUAGGUGGAGAGGAUAGGAAACAUUGGGAAGAGGCCAUGCAAAAGGAACUGGAUGGUUUGGAGGCUAUGGGCACAUGGGAGAUCACUGAUCUACCAAAAGGAGCAAACACCAUCAACACAUGUUGGGUACUCAAGAUCAAGACUGAUGUGAACCUUGUACCAACAAAGUUCAAGGCCAGACUUGUAGCAUGGGGCUUCACACAACACAAAGGUAUUGACUAUACAGAGGUCUUCGCACUGGUAGCACCCAUCCAAUCCAUUCAAGGGGUGCUUGCUAUUGCAGUGAUUUGA
Molecule: messenger RNA, 636 nt
Organism: Ustilago hordei
Lineage: Eukaryota; Fungi; Basidiomycota; Ustilaginomycetes; Ustilaginales; Ustilaginaceae
Exons: 1
Coding region: 1-636 (211 amino acids)
Source: RefSeq, a predicted model, not a curated record